Messenger RNA from Scophthalmus maximus (turbot), 9436 nucleotides. It is a transcript of the gene polq, whose product is annotated as polymerase (DNA directed), theta. Bases 770 to 9133 code for a protein of 2787 amino acids. NCBI's taxonomy places the organism in Eukaryota, Metazoa, Chordata, Actinopteri, Pleuronectiformes, Scophthalmidae. The transcript is spliced from 35 exons. The record is from RefSeq and is a predicted model, not a curated record. Gene Ontology annotation, biological process: DNA-templated DNA replication; double-strand break repair via alternative nonhomologous end joining. Gene Ontology annotation, molecular function: ATP binding; DNA-directed DNA polymerase activity; DNA binding.
AAACCCAUUAUUUAUCUCUCUCACACACACACACACACACGCACACACACACAUACACACACAUCAAAACCUGUUAUUCCAAUACUUACAACUUAUAGUGAGCAAGCUGUACUUUAAUUUUUGCUAUGAAAGUAAUGAACUCGAUUUAAUAUAUUCUACCACGGACCACACAAACUCUGCUAUACAAUUCACAUUUCCUUAAUAAUAGACCUAAUGUAUUUGCCAUUCAACUUCAUUUAUCAAUAUAAUAUAUCACAGGCAGGUUAAAAUUGUAUUCAUAAAUACAGUAUAUCUUAUUGGUUGUCAUUCAUGAACUAUUUUUCCAUACAGUUUACUAUUUAAAGUUCAGAAAACUGUAUUAAACUUUACUGGGGGUCGUUCAUAAAGUAUCCUAACCAUACAUACCACAAACAAUCCAUAAACUCUUUUAUCCAUACUGUUGUUGACUUCUACGAAACUUUAUUUAUCCAGAUGUUUGACACCGUAUAGGAACGUUUGCAUUCGAGCAUUUGUUCCGUCGGACUGUUUUUGUGAUACACCGGGGGCGGAGCAGCGGGAGUUUUGAUUUGCUCAACGCAGAGAGAAUGUUUACACUUAGCGAUAUAAACAACUGACUCUACGGCGACGCUUGUUUUCGCUUAACCACUCUGCGUUCAUACGUGUUGUUGAAUUAAAAAGUUUUAAACUCAGGUCAAGAGUCAAACGAAUGUCAUGUUAGUUAACACCCAGCUACUCGCUCGUUGUUUGGGAAAAGUUCAUCUCCCUCAGUAUGAGCACUUCGGGUCCUCCUCUGAAGAAGAAGAGCUACAUGGGACAGCACCAGAUCAAGAAGAAACGAGGCUUCCAGGCUCCUGAUGAGCCCCUACACGGAGACAGACUGCUGCCGAGAAGCUGUUCUCUGUCAGGCAAGACAAGCAGAUCAGAAAACAUUAGCAGAGACAGCCUCGUGGGUGGAAGAGCAGCGUUCGUGUUGGGAGAAUCCACUUUAGCUCUUGAUGAAGAGAUGCUCCAGGUGCUGGAUGCUGUCGACCCUGUAAAGCCAGCAGCUGACCAUGCUGCUUGUAGAGUCGCACAGGAAGAGCCAGCAUUGUCAGCACCUCUUCAACCCACGGGACCCCACGUAGCCCCCGGCGCAGAGGGAAGAGUGCGUCGGCGUAGCGGUGAUUGUAAGAGACCAGGAUGGACAGCUGACUGCAAAGACCUUGCUCAGAAGCUUCUCUUCAGUGAGGAUUCAGAGGAACAUGCUCAGAGGGGUUCGGAAAGCAGUCAGUGGGUGAUAGCUUCUGCCUGCAUGAAUGGGCUGCCAUGUCAAAACAUAAAGAGAAGCCAGCAGGCAGGCAGCUCCAACAAGCAGAAGCGUGCAUCCAGAAGAAAGAGCUCUCCUGACACCAAAGAGGAGGGUGGAUCAAGCAAGGAUGCCGAUCACCCUCUUGGUGCAUCCAGAGACUACAUCUUGUUCAGCCCCACACGCCUCGCAGCUGCUAUGAAGAAGGCCAAACUCCAGCAGUCGUUACAGAAUCAGUCGGCCUCUGUGCUCACAGUCCCCACUGGAUUAGAGCUCAGUACUAUCAGUGACUCUUUACCUCAGCCAGACAUUGCGUUGUGCGCUCCCUUGGAACAAGCUGAAAAGCUGCUGUUAUCCAGUUGGGGUUUGCCGAAGCCUGUCCUGGACCGCUACCAGAAACAUGGAGUGACUCGCAUGUUUGAGUGGCAGGCUCAGUGCCUCAGUGUGGGACACGUGCUACAGGGAAGAAACCUGGUAUACUCUGCCCCCACGAGUGCUGGAAAAACUCUGGUGUCAGAGCUGCUGAUGUUGAAGCGUGUGUUGGAAACCAAAAGAAAAGCUCUCUUCAUUUUGCCUUUUGUCUCUGUGGCCAAAGAGAAGAUGCACUAUCUUCAAAGUGUAUUUGAAGAGGCAGGAGUUCGUGUGGAGGGAUACAUGGGCAGCACUUCAGCUGCUGGAGGGUUCACAGCGCUGGAUGUGGCUGUUUGCACCAUAGAAAAAGCCAACUCUCUGAUUAACAGACUCAUUGAAGAAGACAAUAUGAGUCUACUAGGUAUGGUGGUGGUGGAUGAGUUGCAUAUGGUUGGGGAUUCUGGAAGAGGAUACCUGCUAGAACUGCUCUUAACCAAAAUCCGCUACAUAGCACAGAAGCAAAACACCACAGGGUCUCUGUCUGAUGGUGUACAGAUAAUAGGUAUGAGCGCCACCUUGCCUAACCUCACCCUCCUGGCUAGCUGGUUGGGAGCAGAGCUUUACCAGACAGACUACAGACCUGUACCCCUCCAGGAGCAUCUCAAAGUGGGCUGCAAUAUCUACGACAAGAGCCUCUCUGUGGUCCGACAGUUCACUCCUGCACUCCUCAUUAAGGGUGAUGACGACCACAUAGUAAGCUUGUGUUAUGAGACGGUGAGCGAGGGCCACUCAGUGCUGCUGUUCUGUCCCUCAAAGAUCUGGUGUGAGAAGCUUGCAGAUAGCAUCGCUAGAGAAUUCUACAACCUCAGACAUGCUGAUCGUCAAGGCAACGCUGACCUCCAGCCAGUGCGUCUGGAUCGGGACGGACUAGUGGAUGUUUUUGCCCAGUUGAGACGAACUCCUGCUGGGCUAGACCCCACCCUCCAGCGAACGGUGCCAUGGGGGGUGGCCUUCCACCAUGCAGGUCUGACAUUUGAUGAACGCGAUGUAUUGGAGGGAGCUUUUCGUCAGGGCAUGGUCAGAGUCCUGGCUGCCACUUCUACCCUCUCUUCGGGAGUUAAUCUCCCAGCCCGCAGGGUCAUCGUUCGAACCCCGACCUUCAAUGGACACUUGUUGGACCCACUCACGUACAAACAGAUGGCUGGACGAGCAGGGAGAAAAGGAGUAGACACUACAGGUGAAAGUGUGUUGGUAUGUAAGGAGGCAGAGCGUCAGAAAGGUAUCAGCCUCCUUACAGGUGCUCUUCAGCCAAUCAACAGCUGUCUAGUGAGAAGGGAAGGAGAAGGUGUCACCACUAGCAUGCUGCGAGCCAUCCUGGAGAUCAUUGUUGGCGGUGUAGCCAGCACUCCACAGGAUGUGAGGUUGUAUGCUUCGUGCUCUCUUCUGGCUGCCAGCAUGAAAUGUGACGACAAAUACAAAUCAAACGAAGAGACCAACAAAGGGGCCAUUGAGGCCUGCGUUGAAUGGCUGAUGGAGAAUGAAUUUAUUAACAUCCAGAAGGACGGACAAGAGGAGCGAUACUGUCCCACUCAACUCGGCGCUGCCACCCUGUCCUCCUCGCUCUCCCCUCCUGAGGCUCUCGGAAUAUUUGCAGAUCUCCAGCGUGCCAUGAAGGGCUUUGUACUGGAAAAUAAUUUGCAUAUUCUCUAUCUGAUUACCCCGCUGUACGCAGAGUGGACAACCAUAGAUUGGUAUCAGUUCUUCUGCCUGUGGGAACAGCUCUCAUCAUCGAUGAAAAGAGUAGCAGAGCUGGUGGGCGUCCAGGAAGGUUUUCUCGCAAGGUCUGUCAGCAGCAAAGUUGUUGCCAAGACAGAAAAGCAGCGUAGACAGAUGGCAAUUCAUAAACGGUUUUUCACCACGUUAGUGCUGCAGGAUCUGGUGAAUGAGGUGCCUUUGGGAACAGUGGCGUCUAAAUACAACUGCAAUCGUGGGCAGUUACAGUCUCUCCAGCAGUCUGCUUCUACAUAUGCAGGUAUGGUUACAGUGUUCUGCAAGCGUCUGGGCUGGCACAACAUGGAGCUCCUGUUGUCCCAGUACCAGACCAGGCUGAGCUUUGGAGUCCAGAGGGAGCUGGUCGACUUGGUCAGGGUUUCGCUCUUGAAUGCAACACGAGCCAGAGCACUCUACGCACAGGGGCUGUGUACUGUUGCCGAACUAGCCAGAGCUACUGUGGCUGAUGUGGAGAAAGCCUUAAGGAAUGCAGUCCCAUUCAAGAGCUCCAAACGUGCAGUGGAUGAAAGUGAGAUGGAGGCAGCUGAGAGACGGAGCAUUCGCUGUGUCUGGGUAACAGGUGGGCGGGCCCUGACGGAACAGGAAGCAGCUACUGAGAUAGUUUCUGAGGCAAGGCUCCUCCUUCAGGAAGACCUGGCCCAGCUAGGAGUUCAGUGGGACCCAACGACACUUCCCGGGGCUCCUGCUGUCAAUCCAGCUGACCAUCACAGCAGUGACUCAGGAGCAUCAUCUGGCUUGUGUCUUAGUUCACAAGAAGCACAGACAGAUAACACAAAAGACGGGCAGGAGGGAGACGGGAUCAAGAAAAGUAAGGGCAGAGAUACAGACAGACAUAGAGAGGAGGAUUCUAAAAUUGAGAAAAGAGUGUCUGAAAGAAAAAUGGAGAAACCAGAGGGUGAAGACAGGAGAGAGCCAGAGAAGGCCCAACCUGCUGAGAAGGAAGUAAACAGAGAAGAUCAUAUGAAAGACCCAGAAAUCCGACAAACAGAUAAUGAGAUGCCAGUGGAAAGUAUUGAAGAAACAAAAAAAGCAGAGACAUAUAAAAAGCUGUCGAAGGCAAAUGAAACAAAAACUCUAAAUGAAAAACAAGACAGACAAAUGCCCAUAAGGUCAGAGGAGAAAGGAGUUGAGAAAAGUGACGGAACAGUCUCAGCCAGAGCCGGAGGUCAAGAAGCGAAACGAUCCAUUCCUGAAAGGAGCCUGACACAGGAAUUGGCUGAGAUUGUAUCCAGUGCUCUGCUUCAAUCGCUGACACAACCUCAGCCCACACCUUCUCCAAAGCCUCCCCCUCGCUUUAGAGCCCCAAUAUGCUGGGUUAAGGAACAACAAAGUGUUUCCACAAGCGCUUUAAAAGGAGAUGGUAUCACAGGUCUCCCUGCCUCACCUGUGCACAGAAGUGGACUCAAACACUCAAGAGCCCUAAGCAAAGUCCUACAUUCAUUACAAACUGACAAAUGUGCACAAGAUAAUCUAGAGACAUCCAACCUGUCACAAGUCCAGAAAUCAGGACCUGCAGUCCAGCUUCCUACUACUGUUCAAGCUACUGACCCUGUGCAACAUACUCCUCCCACAGUUUCUGCACCUACAAAUGCAGAUACAUCAGCUUCACCUCCGUCUGUUCAGGACUCGGCCUCCUCAUCCUCUCCUGAAGCCAAGCGAAGAAGAGUAGGGGACGGAGAGGCAGAAAAGUUUUCAUCUCCUGAGCUGUAUGCAGGAGAUGAAAGAGAUGAAGACGUUGAGGGAGAUCUGAAAAGGGCAGAAGAGAGUUUUGGCAACAGCUUUGAAUUGGACACUCAGACAGAAAGAAUUAUUGUUCAACAGAGGGACGGGAAUGAUAAAGGAGUAAAUCGGACGGUGGAAGAGGAGGAAAUGGUAGAAACAGCCUUAGAGCUGGAGGGUGACACAGAUGAGGGGAAAAAUGGACUUGCCCCUCACAACCAAUGUCCAAGAUUCAAUAUAUCUCUUACAGAUAGCCAGAUGGAGCUCAUCCUUAAUACCAGCCACCAGAUUUCCCCUUGUCCUGCUCGUGAUGAUAACAUCAAAGACAAAAAUGAAGUUGGUGAUGAUGAUGAAGCCCCUGAUGCCAAUCAGGUUACUUCUGAGAGUCUUAACCGAAGCAGUAGUUUCCUGUUUGACAGCUUGUAUGACAGCGCUCUGCUGGCUGGUCUGAGCCCACAACAGAUCCUUCAGCAAUCUGAUGAUGAGGAGGAGGAGGAAUCUGUCGGCCAUGAGGUCAAAAACGAGUCCCCCCUCCCAUCAACCCAGGAUCGACGACGCAGUGAGCUUCUUGCCAACCAGCAAGCGGAAAAGCAGGAGGCGAUCCAAUGGGGCGAGUCCUCCUUCAACUUGUCAGAGUGGGGCGACUCGAUGUUCGUGGGCGAACAUUUUAUGGAGAGGCAGAGUUUGCUCAGAUAUACAGAGAGAACUGAAAAGGGGCAAGAAGGCCUCCAUCAUCAAGCGGAACCUAACGCAGAACAUGUUCCGCCUGAGGAACCGCGGGCAGAUUCACCAUCUGAACCUGGUCAGAUACAACAACGACCACCUGACAACACUGUUACUAAAAAUGAGUGUGAUAAGGAAACGGCUACCAACACUAAUGUGAAAAAUGACAAUAAACCAGGUGACAGGCAGGGAAGGUUAAACAAAGAUGGGGAAAAGCAGGAAGAGAAAGAAAAAGAAGCAGUACUGAAUGUUUCAUUGUCAGAUAAUGCACCUCAAAGUAAUCUUCACUGCAGCCCUGGUUUACAAGAGAUCUUUGACCGUUGGCCCAGUAUGUCUGACCAGUCCUGGCCAAACCCUACGACAGGCCACACACUCACUCAAACACACACUGCCGCUGCAAACACUGCGGAUGCCACUGAUCUACCUCAGCCCGCAAUACAAGUGGGCAGAGAAUUUGGGAAGUUAAAGGUGCAAUCUGCUGCUCCUGCUGAGAGUAAUUCUCAAUCAGCAGGACCCUCCAGCCAUAACACUAAGAAUAUAACGGAGAGACCAGGAUCUGCAGGUGACCUUAUCCCCCCUACCCAGGAAACACCACCUGUCACACCCAGAGUAAAACUAACCACCUCCUCAGUCCAGUCGCCUCUCACCACCCAGCCACAUCACCAGUCGACUCCCUCAGCCCUUCCUCUACGGAAACGGACUGCCCCAACAUGUUGUAAAUCUCUCCUAGGACACAGUGAUGGUCAGUCAGGAGCUGCAAACACUAAAGUGCCCAAUGCUAUGUCUGUUAGGAGCCACAAACACCAGCUGAGGCAACCGAAGUCUACAACCACAGACACCAUGCCCGAAUCAGAGCUGAGGUCUGUUCCACACCCGUCUUCAAAAACCAAACCCCUGCCACACAGCGACCAGAACCACAGCUGUCCUCCACACUGUGCUUCUCCAUCCACCACCCGGCCGAAGCCGCCAUCUGACACGGAAUCGCCCGUGAUUGAUGAAGGCUUCUCUCUUCAGCUGUCCCAGGAUGCUUCACUCUUCCCGAGCAACUCGGGGACCUUCUCCAUCAUAGACGUGGCAAGUGACAGGGGCCUCUUCGACACCUUCGUUGAAGAGUGGAAAACAAAGGAGCGGUACUCUCUGGCUCUGGCCUGUGAAAAGAGGGAGCACAGAGAGCAGCCUGAGGGGGAAAUAGGAGGGAAACACAAGAGAGCAUCAGCAGCUCAUCAGAAGCUCAACAGGACUGAUGGUUUUCCAGUAAGAGACAGUGAUGGACUGGUGCUGAUUGGACUGUCUGUCUGCUGGGGAGCAAGAGACGCCUACUACAUAUCUCUGCAGCAAGAGCAGAGCAAAGGUUUGAGCUCCAGUCUGGCUCCUCCUCCACUGGAUGGUGAUCUGCCAGUAAGUGAGAGGCUGGAGCAGGUGAAGGCUUGUCUGGGCAGGCCGUCGACCAGUCCUCCUGGGGGUGUGGUUGUCACUCAUGACAUCAUCCAGGUGUACAAGACGCUGGUUCUGAGCUGUGGCAUCAGCUUAGAGGGUAACUGUGAAGAUCCCAAGGUAGCGUGCUGGCUGGUGGACCCAGGCAGUGAGGAGAGGACUCUCCCCAACAUGGUGACUGUCUACUGUCCUGAAGAGUUACCUCUGUUGGACGGACUUGGAAAUGCCCAUGCACACUGUCCUCGCGUUAGGGCGGCGACCAAGAGUGUGCUUGUCCAUGCUGUCAUGAACCACGUCACCAGUCUGCUGGAGCAAGACGGCAUGCUCGAUUUAUUCAGGAGCGUUGAGAUGCCUUCGCAGGUAUGUUUGGCCCUGUUGGAACUGAACGGAUUAGGCUUCAGCGUUGAAGAGUGCGAGAGACAAAAGCAUGUAAUGCAGGCCAAACUCACAGCGCUGGAAUCUCAGGCAUACGACCUGGCUGGACACAGCUUCUCCCUCACCAGCAUCGACGACAUUGCUCAGGUGUUGUUCUUGGAGCUCCACCUGCCUCCAAACGGUGAUGUGGGUGGAUCAAAAAGUAAGAAGACUCUGGGCUACACCAGGAGAGGCGGCGGCAGAGUACGACUCGGAAAGCAGUUCAGCACCACCAAGGAUGUCCUGGAGAAACUUUGCGCCUUGCACCCGUUGCCAGGCGUCCUUCUGGAGUGGAGGCGGAUCACUAACGCGUUGACCAAAGUGGUCUUCCCCCUGCAGAGGGAGAAGCAAUAUCAUCCCACACUGGCCAUGAACAGAAUAUAUCCCAUCGCCCAGACACACACAGCAACAGGUAGAGUGAGCUUCACCGAGCCAAACAUACAGAACGUCCCCAAAGACUUUGAGAUCUGCAUGCCCACGGUGGUGGGCGAGAGCCCGCCUUCACAAAACGGCUGCCGAUCGACCAACAGACAAGGAAAGACGAGACGCUCUGCGGUGCCUUCAGUUACAGCUGGAGCUGAGGGACAAGGCCCGACCUUCUCCGUCAGCAUGAGACACGCUUUUGUACCUUUUUCAGGCGGAAUGAUAUUAGCAGCUGAUUAUUCCCAGCUGGAGUUGAGAAUAUUGGCUCACCUGUCCAAGGAUCAGCGACUUCUACAGGUGCUGAACGGAGGAGCAGACGUGUUUCGCUGCAUCGCCGCCGAGUGGAAAAGUGUCGACCCAGAGGCUGUGACCGACAACCUCAGACAACAGGCAAAACAGAUUUGUUAUGGUAUCAUUUACGGGAUGGGAGCAAAGACAUUGGGCGAACAAAUGGGCGUGGAGGAGAACGACGCAGCCUGCUACAUAGAGAGUUUCAAGGCCAGAUACAAAGGGAUAAAUGCUUUUCUUAAAGAAACAGUGAAGAAGUGUACGAAGAACGGCUACGUUCAGACUCUGAUGGGCCGCAGGAGAUACCUGCCUGGAAUCACCAACAGCAAUUCACAUGUCAAAGCACAUGCAGAGCGUCAGGCAGUGAACACGACUGUGCAAGGUUCGGCAGCAGACAUCGUUAAACUUGCCACCGUGAACAUCCAGAAGCGACUGCGAAAGACGUACCCUGCUGCGCCACUGUCUCAUCAGCACACACACUCAGCGAGCAAACCAUGCAGGCCUGGGACGUCUCACCCGAGCGGAGCCUACUUUGUCCUGCAGCUGCACGAUGAACUCAUCUAUGAAACCACAGAGGAAGACAUCAUACAGAUUGCUCAGACAGUCAAGAGGGAGAUGGAGUCGGCUGUAAAACUGUACGUAAAGCUCAAGGCCAAAGUCAAGGUGGGACCCAGCUGGGGGAACCUGCAGGACCUCGAUCUGUAACCAGAACGUUUAAUAUCAUCUAAUUGCUGCUUGAAAUUCUGUGAUGCAUGUCAAUACUUGUAAUACAUUAUUUUUAAUCAAUACAUUGACAAUGAUGAAAUAUAAGAAUCUAAGAUGGCCAUGAUUGCUCCAUGAACUCUAAAUGAACUAUUGAAUGUAUUUAUAAAUCUACUUUCUAGUGUGUCAAAAGAGUAUAUACUGUUUUACGGGGGGGGGAAAUGAUUUUAAAUACUGAUAGAUACUCGACAUGAGAUUUUAUGUACGAGGAUAUUGUUAUUUAAUAAAUUACAGUUGUUACAAUUA